Messenger RNA from Salvia miltiorrhiza (redroot sage), 2919 nucleotides. RefSeq names its product ABC transporter B family member 26, chloroplastic. The transcript is spliced from 17 exons. Gene Ontology annotation, biological process: transmembrane transport. Bases 342 to 2528 code for a protein of 728 amino acids. Gene Ontology annotation, cellular component: membrane. Gene Ontology annotation, molecular function: ATP binding; ATP hydrolysis activity; ABC-type transporter activity. NCBI's taxonomy places the organism in Eukaryota, Viridiplantae, Streptophyta, Magnoliopsida, Lamiales, Lamiaceae. The record is from RefSeq and is a predicted model, not a curated record.
UAUCCCCGCCCUAAACAAAUGGCGCUGAGCUAUUUUUAGAUCGAUGAGCCUAAUUUCUCCUACACGAUUUAGUUUCCUCCUUUAAUUACUGAUUUUCUGCAGUAUUACUACUAAUUGAUGUAAUUCUCAGCGUGCACUCUGCAUGUUCUGCGGAAUUGCUUCUUUUAUUUCUCUUCUUGACUUUUUGUCUGUACGUGGAAUUGUGUGGUGUGGUGUCACCGCAAGACAACACGUCCACACAAAUUCAUCUUGGAUCAAAAUAGCUCAGUUUUGCUUCAAAUCAUGCCUUUUAUUGAAGGACCAUUCUUUUUCCACUAAUAAUUUCUGAUUGAAAUUCAAUCAUGGCUCUCUCUCUCUGGCUCUGCAACCCCCAACUCCUCCCUCCGUUUCCCGUCCAAUACAGCAAGUUUUCAACCAAAAUUAUUCGUUCCCCAAAUCAAAAUCUCAAUCGUGAAAAACCCCAACUUCAGCGCUUCGCCUCUAGUAGAAGAUUCCGCCACAUUUCUACUCUGAAAUCAGCUUCCGUCAACGGCUACCCGAUUACCAAAGAGGAUGGAGUUCCUUCCACCGGCGGUGAGAAAAUUGAAUUGAGUGAAAAGCUGAAGAAAUGGGUCAAGUUUGCGCGGGAAAUCUUUCCCGGCGGAGACUGGUGGAGGCUUUCCACCGAGGAGGUUGGAGAUGUUAUGGCCGCGAAGCCCGUGACUGUUUUUCGGGCCCUGAAGAAAAUGUGGGACUUGAUUGCGGAGGAUCGAUGGGUUGUAUUUACCGCUUUUGUUACGCUCAUCAUCACAGCACUUUCAGAGAUAUCGAUCCCACAUUAUCUGACUGCAUCAAUCUUUUCUGCACAAAGUAGCACCAUUGCGCUGUUCCAUCGGAAUCUGCGCCUCUUAGUUAUGCUGUGCAUCACUGCAGCAAUAUGCAGUGGUGUGCGUGGUUGCAUGUUCGGCAUUGCUAAUAUGAUCCUUGUCAAACGAGUGAGGGAAAGACUGUACUCAACUCUUCUUCUUCAGGACAUAUCUUUUUUUGACUCUGAAACAGUUGGUGAUUUAACAAGUAGGCUUGGUUCAGAUUGCCAACAAGUAUCACGUGUGAUAGGAAAUGACCUCAACCUGAUACUGCGUAAUGUUCUUCAGGGUUCAGGUGCUUUGAUUUACUUAUUGGUUUUGUCGUUGCCACUUGGACUAUGUGUAUUGGGCAUCUCCAUCUCCCUCUCAACUAUUAUGCUGAUAUAUGGCCAGUACCAAAAGAAAUCUGCCAAGUUAAUUCAAGAGUUUACUGCUUCUGCCAAUAAUGUUGCCCAAGAGACAUUCUCUUUGAUGAGAACUGUUCGUGUAUAUGGGACAGAGCAGCAAGAACUUGGAAGGUACGAAAUUUGGUUGGAGAAAUUAGCUGGCAUAAGCUUGCGACAGAGUGCUGCUUACGGGUUCUGGAACUUUGGCUUCAACACUCUAUAUCACUCAACUCAGGUCAUAGCUGUGGUGAUAGGAGGAAUGUCCAUUCUGAGCGGCCAUAUAACAGCUGAGCAGCUGACGAAGUUCAUUUUAUACAGUGAAUGGCUGAUCUAUUCCACAUGGUGGGUUGGGGAUAAUUUAUCAAAUUUGAUGCAGUCUAUUGGAGCAAGUGAAAAAGUUUUUCACCUGAUAGAUCUUUCACCCAGCGAUCAGUUUACUGCUAAAGGCUUAAGGUUACAGAAGUUGAUAGGACGAGUUGAGUUUGUGGAUGUGUCCUUCCACUAUCCUUCCAGGCCUUCGUUGUCCGUACUGCAACUCUUCAACUUGACAGCUCAUCCUGGGGAAGUAGUAGCCAUUGUUGGCCUGAGUGGUAGUGGGAAGAGCACCAUAGUGAACCUUUUGCUCCGUCUAUAUGAACCGACAAACGGGGAGGUAAAGCAUUUUAGUCUCAACCAUAUACUACUAUUUUUUAUGCUAUGUACGUCUCUCUCACGUUCUUAUUUCCAACUUCAGAUACUGAUUGAUGGACACCCGAUGAAAUCACUGAAUGUUAGGUGGUUAAGAGAAAGGGUCGGAUACGUGGGACAGGAGCCCCGACUCUUCCGCAUGGAUGUAAGUUCAAAUAUAAAGUAUGGAUGUCCUCGAGCUGUUACUCAGCAGGAUGUAGAACUGGCUGCAAAGCAGGCUUUCGCUCACGAUUUUAUAUUAGCCCUGCCUAAUGGCUACCAAACCAUAGUUGAUGAUGAUUUGCUCAGCGGAGGACAGAAGCAGCGUAUUGCUAUUGCUAGGGCCAUCCUUAGGGACCCUAGCAUUCUGAUCCUCGAUGAAGCCACGAGUGCUCUAGAUGCAGAGAGUGAACACAAUGUUAAGGGUGUUCUUCGCGCUGCAAAAAGCGAGCUACAAACCAAGAGGACGGUGUUUGUGAUCGCACACAGGCUGUCGACAAUCCAAAGUGCAGACAGGAUAAUUGUAAUGGAUAGUGGUAAAAUUGUUGAGAUGGGCGACCACACAGAACUCCUAAUGAAAGAUGGUUUGUACGCACGGUUAAUAAGAAGACAGGCGGACGCAGUUGCCUGAGCUUGCCUUACUUGUAGAGCAGAUAUAUAUACCCUUGUGUAUCAUACAGACGGGGCAGAGUAGGACGACGACGACCAUAUCUGCCAUCGCCUCUGGCUGACUGAAGAGGAAGCAUUGACCAUAUCUGGUACCUAACUGAAGAGGAAACCUUUUCCAAAUUGAUGGACGCCUCAGACCUUUGCUUUCGUGGCUGCAUACUCAAUUGUUUGAGGUAUAAAUAAUGGGUUUGAGAUACAAGGAAAGUUAGCGUAUUCAUAUUUGGCCUCUCUUUCCAUCAGAGGAGGUUGAUUGGUUGAGCAUUUCAAGUCUUGCUGCCUAUUGUUUGAAAAAAGAAUAGACAAUAUUGAAAACAUCGUGUUUCAUGGAUAAUUAAAGAGAUUGUAUUACUAAA